Messenger RNA from Erigeron canadensis, 1524 nucleotides. RefSeq lists its product as uncharacterized. The record is from RefSeq and is a predicted model, not a curated record. The transcript has a single exon. The coding region runs from base 1 to 1524 and encodes 507 amino acids. Gene Ontology annotation, molecular function: zinc ion binding; nucleic acid binding. Lineage: Eukaryota; Viridiplantae; Streptophyta; Magnoliopsida; Asterales; Asteraceae.
AUGUUGAGAAGUGGUGGAAAGAGGUGGUGGGAUGGCUUAUUGACAAUUAAGAAGGGGGCCUUGGAUAAUGUGGAGUGGCCCGAGUUUAAAGAAAUGUUCUUCAAGGAGUUUCGGUCGGAGGCCGAAGUAACAAAGUUAAGAAGUGAAUUUUUGAAUGAUUGUCAAGGCAAUAUGAGCUUGAAUGAAUUCCGAGCUCAAUUAUUGGACAAGGCACAAUUUUGUCCGGAAUUCCUUGAAAAUGAUCAAUUGCUUAAAGAGCAAUUUUACUUGAAGUUAAGGAAGAAUCUUUGGGAGAAGAUUAGUUUACGUCAAAUGGAGUCUUUCUCCAUGUUGGCGGAUGUGGCUAGAGAUCACGAAAUUGAGAUGUCAAGGGUAGAUGAAGGUGUCUUGAAGAGGAAGCACGAAGAAACAAACUCUCCCAAUAAGCGGUUUAGACAAGAGGGUAGUUCCGGUAGCCCCUAUAAUAAAAGAAAUGUUCCAUUUUGCCGUCAAUGCAAGAAAAAUCAUCCGGGGGUUUGUAGAGCGGGAGAUAAGGCUUGUUACACUUGUGGAAAGUCGGGGCAUACUAGCCGGGAAUGUAGGUCCAAACCUCACAAGCCCGUGAUUUGCUUCAAAUGCUUCGAAAAGGGUCACAUGAGAAGCUCAUGUCCGAAAUUGACGGAGGAGGAGAGAUUGGAAGAAAGAAGAAGAGAGGCGGAAAGGAAGAAUGCACAAACGCAUGGAAAUCCAAGGGGAAGGUCCUUCCAACUCUCCGUAGAGCAAGCAAGAAACACCGAUGAUGUUGUCACAGGUACAUUCCUUGUAUAUAAUGUGCCUAUGCGUAUUCUCUUUGAUUCGGGGGCGAAUAGAUCAUUUGUUGCUAUUAGAAUGAUUCAUGUUAUUCCCGUGUCUAAAUCAUGUUUAGAAAAUACUUUGCAAGUUGAGGUUGGCAAUGGUAGGGUAGAAUUAGUGAAGGAUGUGUAUAAAGGGUGUGAAAUCAAAAUUUCUUCGGAACUCUUUCAAGCUAAUUUAAUUCCUUUUCCAAUGGGAGAGUUUGACAUAAUCUUGGGUAUGGAUUGGUUGAGCUCUUGUAACGCAAAAAUUUCAUGUAAUGAGAAAGCGGUGUAUUUGAAGACUUCUAAGGGCGAAGACUUGGUUGUUUAUGGUGAUAAGAAAGAACGUUUUAUACCCGUUUGUACCUUUGCUUGUGCUAAACGUUAUAUGUCUCACGGUUGUCAUGUUUAUCUUACUCACAUCGUUGAUGUUGAGAAGAAACCUCUUUCUAUUGAAGAUAUCCCCAUUGUUAAAGAUUUCGUCGAUGUUUUUCUCGAAGACUUGUCGGGCAUUCCUCCCGAACGGCAAGUUGAAUUCUCCAUUGAUCUCAUUCCGGGGGCUAACUCCAUUGCUAAAGCUCCUUAUCGUUUGGCUCCAACGGAAAUGCAAGAGAUGAUGAAGCAACUACAAGAAUUGCUUGACAAGGGUUUUAUUCGACCUAGUAACUCUCCAUGGGGUGCACCGGUACUUUUUGUCAAAAAGAAGGAUUGA